AUGAGAGCAAUGGCAAGUGUUUCUUUUUUCCGUCUUCCCAUGCUACCCCAACUAAUCAAGCCAAACCAGGCCGAACGCUUUCUGCUCAAGCGACUGCGCGUCCAUCUUCCCAACGCCCAGUAUAUGAAACCGGUACCCAUUGUGACACACGAACGAGUCGAUUGCUUCAAUUUCAAAGACUCAGUUCCUCAACUUUUAUCCAUCCCCGCGGGCCUUUUACCAUACGGUCCGACUUUGACCGGCCCGGUCAAUGCAACACGGUACAAGACCAGCGCAAAUCAACCCAGGCCGGCUAGCGUCGACAGCAGACAACGCGAGGCCAUGCCCGUAUCGGGGGAUGAUCAAUGA
Messenger RNA from Colletotrichum graminicola M1.001, 348 nucleotides. RefSeq lists its product as uncharacterized. Bases 1 to 348 code for a protein of 115 amino acids. The transcript has a single exon. The record is from RefSeq and is a predicted model, not a curated record. Lineage: Eukaryota; Fungi; Ascomycota; Sordariomycetes; Glomerellales; Glomerellaceae.